AUGAUGAGUACAUCUUCAUGUGUUGAAAAGAUAUUUAAUACAGCCUCUGGAGGGAGGAGGUCCAGCCCUAGAUUUGUAAAUAAAAGCCUCGAACUUGUUGAAAGGAAGUUGACAACUAGUAUAAUAAAAAGAAAUGAAAGGAAAAGACAAAGACUAGAUGAUGAAAAGGAAGAAUCUGAAGUGUCUAUUGUUCCUGCAAAAAAUGUGGCGAAUGGAAUUGAAGCAAGCAAGGGCAGUCCUGCUCAAAUUGCACCUGGGACGAAUGCUCAUUAUUUGGUGGUGAAAACAUUGAGAACUUUUAACAGACACUAUCUUCACUUUGUUCAGGUGUGUAUCCACAUGAAUAUACUAGCUCUUUGUUUGAGAAACUUGGAGGUCGUCAUUAAUUUAUUGGCGAUUCUUGUCUCUUGAUUGCUUCCAUAUCAUUUCAGAUUAGAACCUAUGGUUACUGUAGCCCUUUUACUUCAACUACUUGUCAUUUUUAGAUUUCUCAGAAAGCUUUCUAAUCAAUUGGGCCUUGUUCAAUACAACUGAGGGUAUGAUUGACAAGUUAGGACCCGGGAGUGGAAGUUGCUUUUCAGAACAAAAGGCUCAUCUUGAAUGGGGUUCAAUAACCAGCUUGCUUAGACUUUUCCAGAGAUUUUUUUGACGCAGUCAUUUUUUAACAUGCUCUCAUACAGCUGGCAAUCUGGUUCAUGCCUCCUGUGACAUAAAGGUGAAGGGUUUUUUACAGUUGGUAAUGGAUACAGUUUACUUCAAAUCAACGACUAUUUAAGACAUUUUCUUGUUCGGACUCAUGAUUAAACCACGAAUACAUGCUUGUGGUAAUCAUUGCUGUUUUUGAGAAGCAAAUGAGGUGAAAAACCUCAGGUUAUUAAAAAUUACCUCGUGAAUUAUAAAUUGCCAGUUUUAGAAAGUCAGUUGUCUAAAAUUUUAUGUUAGACCUCGUCAUGGCAGGAUUUGUGACAAUUUGUUUUACAGGAAUGUUAACUAUGCCAAAGGAAAGUAUGAAUAAAACCCUGAAUUCUCCUGUCCGUGUCUUAUUUGAUUUAGUGUUUGAUGGAAAGCAAAACCCCUAUUUGAAAUAUUUUUAAAGCUGUUUAGGUAUCCAUUGAGUCAAAUGUCAGGAGAAAUAUUUUGGUAAACAUUGUAUUGGUGAGAGAGACCAGGUAAUCAUGGCAACCAAGAUGUGUGAAUUGGAAGUUUGAAGAGAUUCUUUUAGUAUUUGUCGUGCUUGAAAUUUACCAUCAUGUGAAUAUUUUCUUUUAAGUCGUAGUAAAGUAUGAAUACUUUAUUUUAUUCACUUUUCUGUAAAAAUCAAUAGUAGUGCACAUCCAGUAACUAUCAAAUAUAAGGGAAGUGACAUAUAAAUCUAUUUUGGGCAGCUUGGGGAAACCCUUUAUGCAACACCUAUAGUGUAAGCAAUGCUAAUUGUGCAAGGUACCAAAAAUGACUGAAUCUUACGAACUUAUUGCAAAUGCUGUGUAGGUUAUGCGGACUACACAAAAUUCCUCAAAUUACAGAAUUCUGCUAAACAAAAUGUUUCUCAUCUUAUUCGUCCGAUCCAUUUCUGAUAUACUGUUUGUGACAAUAUUCUUUUUUUUUGUAGAAACUGUUUUUCCAAAAGCUGUCUAGACAGAAAAAUUAAUAUUGUCAGUUACUUUCAAUGAAAACAGAAGGGUUAAAUGGUCAUAGCUCCCUGAGACAAAUAAUACUAUGGGCCACACUAUUUUAAAAUUUUCCUUACCUAGUGAAUAAUCCAUGUUGCCUGUCAUGAUGAUGCCAAUUUAUCUCCUUGAAUGAGUCACAGUCUAUUAAUUAUCUAGCCAUUAUGGCACAAAAUUACGUAAAGUCUGUAUAAUUCGUUGUGAUAUUCAUUUUAUUUGAAAGCUAUUCUUAGUUUUUUUAGCUGCUAAUUGAUUUAUAUAUAUUUAUACAUAUACUGGAAAUUAUUUAUACAUAUACUGGGAAUCUCAAUUCUCCUCUGCAUAUGAUAAGGGAAAUUAUUUUUGCUUUGGACCACACAAAAAAUUUGCUGUAAACUCUGUGUAGGGUUCUUUGAUUUUUCUUCUUUUGAUGCACGAUGGAAUCCUCAGAAUAUGAGACAUUUGGUGGUUAGCUCCUUGCAUCUUCUCUUUCAUAUGUCAAUCAAUUUGACGAUUCUUUAAAGUCAUGUUUCUCAAUUCAAGACUGGAUUUCGUAUAUUUCUGCUGCUGUUAUUGUUAUUACUAUAUUCGUUACUCCUUUAUCUUGGCAACUUUUAUUGUUACUGUUAGAUGGGGAGAUAUCUUCGUUGCUAUCUUUGUAAUGUUAUGCAGGAAGAAGAACAAAGGGUUCGGGGUAUACUUGUGAAUGCAUCAAUGUUGAAGGUAAGCUUGUCUUGCCAAACACAUUUUGUAAACGGGAGAAAAACUCUAAUGGUUUUUUCACACUGGGGAGGCAGAAAAACAAGAAUGCAUUCAGUUCAUCAAAAAAGGAUCUAGAACUUCAGAAUCCAACACAAUGUAACUUUUAUUUUUUUUAGAAUUAUUUUCACAGUUGACCAUUAGACUCAUGGAUUUAUAAUAGUUCAUUCACUGGUGAUCGAACAUCAAUGAUAUUACCCAAAGGUGUUGUAAAAUAGUCAGUAAUAAAUUUUUUUGCUUCAGCUUUUCAGUGCUCUCUUAAUUUUACCUACUAUUUUUCUGUGUCGGGUUUUGGGAAUAGUAUUGUACCAAUUUAUCAAAGGGAUAUUUAAUUAGUGAAAAUUUAUUGAUUUUUAUUGGUGUACAUAGUUUAAUGUGUGAGAGGGAACCAUUGAUAUGCAUGGUGGUGGUAAGAUAGAAAGUAGAAAACGGCCAUCAUGCUGUUAUCCUUUUCACUCUGAUUUUUGAAUUGCAGCUCUACCCUAUUUAAACUGGAUGUGUCUUUGGGAUUGGGUAGUUUCCAAACAUUAUUUACCCUCUUUUCUCAUUUUUCAUUCAAUGAUGAACAGUCUUUCUAAUGUGAAUGUAUAACUGAAAAACAAGUUCAAUAAUAGGUUUGUUGACCAUUUGAGUUUUAAUUCUGGAGUUACCUUCUCUGCUUUGUAGCUGUCUAUUUUUUAAUAACGUCCAAAGAAAAUAUCUAGAUUUACUCUAUAAAAGUUCUUCCAUUUUUUAGAAGAAUUAAAUUCUUUGUAAUCUUUGUUUAUUUUUCUUGGAUCAUUUUUAUGUAGAAGUCAGUGUUUCGAAAAACUUUCAUUGGUUUGGUAACUGUAGACCAUGUUUGAUGGUCCAAUAUGACUCAUCUUUUGUAUGGAAACUUAUACGUUAGUUUCCUUCUCUUUCCUUUGGCAAGGACAUCCCUAAAUUUUAUUUUUUAUAUGCUGUAUUCUAUGGCUUCAUUGUUUUUAGAAAAUCGUGUAAGUAUAAAAUGUAUUAAUGUAUUUAACUUGCAUUUCUUCUUUGUUUUGUAUCCUUGUAUACUAAACAAACGGAAAUAUUCAACAGUUUUAUCUUAACUCUAUCUUCUCAUUUCCCAGAAGAUCGUUGUAAACUUGAACCUUGAAUUUUCAGCUGUUAUUUACCUGGCUCUUACUAGCACAUAUAUGCUUCUUUUUUUUCACUAUUGGCUUGUAUAGGUUGAUGAAGGAGAAGACCAAAUCAAGAAGCGCGGGUCAAAACGACCGGAUCUCAAGGCAAUUUCUAAGGUCAGUAUGUAUAAUUAUUUGUUAUUGGAGAUUUAUUUUGUAUUCUACUUUUCACAUUCUGUUGGAAACCUCUAUGUUUAAAAGAAAAUUUAUUAUGUGCUUCUCAUGAGAAACAAGGUUUUUUUAUUGUAGAACAUGAUACUUUCUUUACAUAAGCCAAUGUAUUUGAUUGUCUUGUUUGAAUUCGUUGUCUUUAUCAUCAUGACAAUUUGUAGCUGCAUAGCUUUACUUUCGUUUUUAACCUCCUUGCUGCAGUUUUCUAGUCAGGAAGUGAACAAUUAACAAUCAAAAUCGCGCAUAUAUCAUACUAUUAUUAGAAAUUAUUUGGCUCGAAAUUCUUGACUUCAAAUAUUUAGUAGGUUCCCUCAAGGUAUCAUUUUUAUAUUACUAGUGAGUAGGUGUUGUAGCAUGAUUCGUGAAUUUUUUGUUGCUUUAUAAUGUUUUUAAAUUGUGGUGCGUUUAUCCUUUUGAAUCUCAUUUUAGCAUUUAAAAUAAUGAAUAUCAUUAGAAUAUGUUUGAACUUCGGUAUCCAACUUUUUUUGAGUCCUCUCUGGCAAUGUUGUCAGUAUUAAUUAUAUUCUUCAAAUGAAGGAAAACUCUUUGUUUAAUUUCCAUAAAUGAUGCUUACAAUAUAGGAUGUAUGCCACAUUUGAUGAGGAAUCAGAAAGCAUGAUCAAGCUAAUGGUUUUUAUGGCCUUGAUAUAAAUGCAAAUAUAUAAUAGUGUAUUGUUAACUUCAUUUCGUUUUAUGACAUAUAUUAAUAUGGUAUCAACUCAUAAAGUAAAGUAAUGUGCUGGAAUCAACUGGAAUGUGGGUUAUAGGGAGUUUAUUGGAAACCAUUCAAUAGAAAAUGAUGGCAGGCCUUUAAAAACGUCAAAGUUUUUGUGAGAACAGUGGUGCUAAAAAUGAACGAUAGGAUCACUAUGAAAAAGCACACACCACAAAAGAGACAUUUUUAUUUUGAUUUGGUCAAAUUUAAGCAUAUUCAGUUCACUCAUGUCUCCUCUCCCCAUGGAUAAUCUCACAAUGCUUCUCUCAUGCAGAUUAACUAUCGUAAGUUUAUUUUACGCAAUUGAGUUAAGUUUCUGUGGUGAACAGUGAUGCAAACCCUAGGAGAAUAUGCAGAGGAAAAACUCAACUCACACAUCAUAGAUGACUGUUAUAUACAAGUACCAUGGUCACAGAACUAGGAAAAUACCUAACAACUAGAAGACCAACAAACUAGUAAACGGUCCAACAAAGAACCGAACUCCUAAUUAUGCGUUCUUUCCCAGUUUCCAAAAGUACCUCCAACUUUCAAACCUUGCUUAAUCCAAGGGUUGUAAGAGCACAGUAAUAAGCAAGAGUAAAGCAUCACACUUUCUCCUGCGAUGUUGAGAUGGGUUGAAAAGUUUUAACUGCUCACAAAAUAGUGAAACUAUUAUGAAGCUUUGUGAGUUGAAAAAGCUUCUGGGUAAGUGAUUUUGAGAUAUGGAGGCUUGAAAAUCUCUCCUCUUUAUUAAGUUUUUAUUGAUGAAGAUCUUCCACAAAUUUUUCUUAAAUGUAUCUCCAACAAUUAUUAAUGGCUUGAUUUACAGGUUUUCCGAUUUUCAAUGUAGGCAUAAUAAUCAUUGGUUUCAAGUUUGUUGAUGUUGACCCCAGUCAGCGGUCACUUUUCAGCUUGUUUUUGUUCUUCAUUUGUGAUACUUUUGGGCUCUUGUGUUGACACUUACGUUGUUUGAGUUGACUUUUGUGUGUCCUGAUUUCUAUUUUCAUCUCAUGGGGUGAUACUGUUUUAGAGGAUCAAACUAUUUAUAUAGAUGUGAGUACUUUCAGUUCAAGAGUCACCACUUGAGUUUAUUUUCAAGUUUUUUCACAUAAAAUAAUUUUUGCACACAUUAGUUUCUAACUUUGGUCCAUCAUUGCUUGUCUUAUUGUCCUUUUUGGGUCGAAAACCUUCAUAUCUUUAUGUAAAAUUUAUCCAUAAAGUUAACAAAAAGUAGUGCGAAAUUUGAGGUUCUGUAACUCAUUGAGUUCUAAAAGCCUAUGGAGAGUGGAUUUGUGUACGACAUAGUUGGCGCAAAACCUCCUCUCUUGCUCAGUCCUGCCAUGUCUGUUGCAUGCUCAGCACCAAAACCGUCCAAGUAAGCAUAGAUGAGGUUGUCUCCUGCCCAACAAAGUAGAAGAGCCUGCACUCUUCAAUCACUUCAUCUGUCAUCAACCUAGAUUUUUCUUGAUUUCCUUAUUCUCGUGGUAACUUUGAUUGAAUUUGAGGAGCAAGCCCAGAAAGUCAUCAUUUCUGACUGUCCCCAGUUGCAUGGCCUCUCUCUGUCAUAAUGUUCUUGAGGAUGCCUUUCAGAUUGCUAUUGAUGGCUCUAAAUCUCUGAAAUUUGCAACCUUUGUUCUCAAAAUAAUGGCUAUUUCUUCAAACUCAGAUUGUUCUCUUUGUCAUUUGUUAAAAAGCGCAAACAAUCUUCUAUAUGUGGGGGACAUUUUGCCUCUAAAAAGACUGCUGCAAUUUUUUUUCAAAGUGGCUGCUAUUGGCCAACUAUUUUUCGAGAUGCUUAUAAUUUCUGCAGGUCAUGCUGCAAUCCCACUCAUACUAAUUUGUACAACAUGUCAAGAGAGAUGCAAUGCCACUCCUACUAACUAUAGAGGUAGAAUUUUGUUGGUGCCCUUGUCCUCGGUGGCCGCCGGUCUUCGCGACAGCCCUCCUCUGCCACCACCCCUCACCAAUGCCUCCUCCACUUCUGCUCCUCUCCAGGCCACUGCACCGCGGCCAGCUGCUCCUCCAGGCCGUCAUGCCAGAAGUCACUAACAAAGAAACCAUAAAGACAGUUAUUUAAUCAAAAAUCAUUCAGAAAAUUUACUCCUUGAAUAAUGUUGUUAUCUCUUACAAGCUAUAUCUAUUCAAAGUUUAUACUAGUUUAGUUGAUUAAAAGAUAACGAUCCAGAUUAUUAUAUCUAGGGCAAAGUGUAAACUAACUACUUUUCAUUUUUUGAAAGUGGAUGGUACCACUAUCAUUUAAGAAAGAAAAUAAAGGGAGGGAAGUGCAGAUGUUCUGUGAGCUCUUAAAAAAAACCUAUACGAGGUAGGAUUGCAUCUCAAGGAGCUUCAUCCUCAUGUAUGUGUAGCAAAAAAAGGUUCUUUAUUACAUUUGGAACACUAUAAAAGGAUCGCAACAGAUCUCUAAGUGGAUCACCCUGUUUUUUAUGAUAGCUCAUUUGUCGAUUAACUAGAGAUGAUUGUUGCAAUGAAUUCAUGAUCUUUUUCUCUAUAUAAUCCUUCAUCAAUUGGGAUAGAUUUAUGUAUGACAUAGUUGAUAGAUGGGAGUCAACUUUAGAGUAAAUUGGAGUUAAUGUGAGAUUGAUUGGAGGCAUAGGCUUGUUAGUGAGGUGAAUUAAAACUCCUCAAGUGAUUAGUAAGUUGAAACUUGUUGGUUGUAAAAGUUUUUUAAAAUGGUUAGUGGACUGGAGUCUAUUAGCAAAUGAAAUAGAGUCCAUUACAUAAUAUUGCUUUUGAUUAGUCAAUGAAAAAGUUGGUUUGAGCCCAUUUAUUCAUGGUACUUUAAGACCAUUAAUUAGAAUGUGGGUUUGAGCCAUGAGUUAAAGGUUCGUUAGAGCUCAUUAAGUGGGGAGGUGUUUGUGCCAAUUGGUAAAUGGGCUGUUGCCCAUGUGGAUGAUGGAGAUCUAUCUAUGGCCAUGGAACUUUGGCCCUUAUUAGCCCUUUUUAAAAUAGAAGUCUUAAUGUAUAAGUCUCCAUUAGAAAAUAUGCCUUCUCUUUAGGCUAGAACUCAUGCCCUUAUAUGCCCUUAUAAGCAAUUACCUUAUUUACUAAGGAGUUGAAGAUGAGUUUUUGUUGUUGGUUAUUCAACUUUAUCAUUUAAAUGGCAUUAGUAAAAGAAAAAUAUUUUAAUUUCUACCUGAGCACUGCAGCAGUCAUUGUUUAUUAUUUCUCAGUUUGAAUAAGAUGCUAGCAAAUAGAAAUUAUUGUUUGUUGUAUUUAAGUCCUACUUUGGUACUGAUUAAAUAGUAAUUAGAGGAUGAAUUGAUUUUGUCAAAAGUUCUAUCCAUUAAUGGAUACUAGGGAUAAUGUUUGAUCAUUUGUACUUGUUUUAGUUUGUGCAUCUGAGAAUUCUUUUUUAUUGUUUUUCAUUUGCAUUGUCAACCUCUUGUAAAGUAUCUUUACCUUGGGUGUUGAGGCAUUGUAAACAGUGAAAAUAUUGUAAAUAAAAUCCUCUAGUGUGCUCACUCUUUGCAUUGAUCUUCAUAUCAAACAUGUCGUUGACUUUCUGUUUUUCCCCUUUGAUGUUGAAGUAUGUAAUUUUUUUCCAGACUAAGAUUUGUUAUUUUUUCAAAUUGUCAUUAACUUUGAUUUGAUCAGUGUUUCCUGAAUGCAAUGGCCAUUGAAAUAUUUUCAUUAAUUUCUGACAGAUGCUUGAGGAUCAAGCUGUUCUUUACCCAAAAAAACGAAUCGGCCAUCUUCCAGGUAUUUGUUGCAUGUUCUUUGUUUUCUUUUUAACUACCAGUCUCAUGAAAAUUUUAUACAAUCUUGGUUACAACUUUUGUGUUUAGAGACAUCUGGUUGUGUGAUUAUCAAUAGAUGCAUCUUUUCAAUAGGUUGAACAUGAACUAUCUGCAUUGAAAAAUGGUAAGAGGAAUAACAUCUGCUGAAUUCUUAGGUCAAUUUAAACAGGUCAGAAUCAGCUAUGGCCUGUCUGAUGGAUGGAAAAUCCAAUCACCUUUGAAAAGAAAAGGGAAGUAGAUCACUGGUGAUCAGUGAAUCUCAGGAAAGGCAUUGCUUGGCCUUUUAAAACAUGAAAAAAAGGAGACCGUAUUUUUGUCUGGAUUGAGACUAAUAGCCUUCUUGAACAGAAAAAAACAGAGAAAAAGUCAUCAUUCCACGGAUUUGUGAAGUUAUCAUCUCAGUAUGGCUUCUCCUUAUCAUCUACAAAGCUGCAUUGAAGGCUACAUCGUUCAUGAGCUGACCUUAACUUGAUUUCCAAAGGAGGGGACGAAGCCCUGGUUUCGUGUUCCUAGAACGUAGCUGGAGAAAGGAGAAGUCCUGUUUCCUGAUGUUCGGUAGCGAAAUUUGGAAGUAAUAAUGGUCAUGAAAGGAAAUUCUAGAAGCACUGUUAUUAUCACUUGGCGCUUGAAAAAUUCUAGAAGAAGAAAACUACAAGCCACUUAAAAAUGACAGAAUGAAGGCUGACAGGACUCUGUGCUGACCCUUACAUGUUGAUCUUAUAGUUGGAGGAUACAGUUUACAUGAAGCCAGAGGUUUCACAAUAGCUGACAGGAUUGGAAGCGUUGUCAGCUAUUUGAGGCAUAAGAAGCUGCUACGAAAGAGGAUACUUGAGACCAGAAGAAAGGGGUGAUGAAAGGAGUCCUGCACCAGCAAGACUUGUAGUUUCACUCUUACUGGUUAGUGGCAAAAGCUCUUCAGUUCACGAUGUCAGGAAGCAAAGAUAUUGGUUGUCUGGUGCUACAGCCUCAUAUCACCGUAGGAGAAACAACAAAGGAAGAGAGGAUUGACAACCAAUGCUGAAAAAGGAAAAGAGAAGGCUCCGAUGAGAUAAGGAAAUGGCUGGGAAGACAUCUUUCUAUUUGUUGAAACCAUGAGGUUAAAUAAUAUGGCAAUUUUCUGACUAAUCUUUUUGCGAUCGAAGGGAUUGGACAAUUGACAUUGAUGUCUGUGGAAAAGAAUGAAAUCUCAUAGACAUGCAAAUCUUCCAUUGUACCGUUGGGCCUCUAAAAGAUGGGCUCUAAUGUCCACAAAAUGGCAUGUACAUAACAAAGACGAGGAAUAGAAAAGAAACUUAACAACAAGACGAGGAAGGAAGGAUGUAGGGAAAGAUUGUCUAGCAGAAAAACAUUUCUCUCCUUCAUGAGUCGUAUGCAUGCAGAUAACUGUUUGAGGGCUGUCACCAUAGGGGAAGUCCUCUUGUAAAAGUCAAAUCGAAAAACCUUAUUAUGACUUUGAGUUCUAUGGGUAAAAUAAAAAGUGUUACUGAAUGGACCCUGACCUAUUGUCAAAUAUCUCUCAGCUUAUUACUAUGCAGACCCAAUCUGAUGUCAAAUAUGCUCUGACACUAGAUCAUGUGUGCUCCAAACGAACGUCAAAUGACCCAGGACAAUGUUGUAAGGGUUAAACUGUGUUCUUCAGCUAACUCAAAUCCACCUCUAGAUUAUGUACCAUCUGGAUUUAUGUUUCCUAUUUGACCUAAAAUUAAUCUUCUUUAUUUCUUUCUUUCAGCAAGGUUAUUUUGAAAUAUGCUUGACAGUUUGAAGUUUCAUGAGUAGUGAAAAAAAUAUAAAUGCUACGAAUUUUUAAUUAUAAUUAAACUUUUAUUAGAAGAAACCUUAUUAAUCAAUCGGUAAUGAUAAAAUUUAUAAAAGAGAUGCAAAAUAAUUAAAUAUUUGGAAAUGAUUAGAAAUACUGUAUAAAAUAAAAAAAGAAACAAGAACACAUUCAAUACCUUCAAAAGAUUUCAAAGAAAAUUAAAGUACUUCUCAAAAAUAUUAUUAGUUCCAAAAACGCAACAACCUUGGGAAUCUGACUUCUAAAAGUAAAAUGAUGUCUAAAGCAAUCUUAAUGGUCAUGUUUAUAGCAUUUUUGAGGUAUCACUCAGAAACAAUUAAUGGAAGUUACUGCUUUGUGAAAAUGAUAUAAAUUCAUAGUGUGUUUGAGAGAGGUUUCAAAUUUAAAUGAGUCCAGUCUAUCAUUGAACCCAAUAAAUUUAUACCAACACAAUUGUUCAGUAAGAGAGGCCUAAAUAAAUAAAUCAAAGUGUGGAAAUUUCAUCAAAGACCCUCGUAUGUCUCAGAGAGAUCCAGGAACAUUAAACAAACGAAAGAAGGAACGGACAUUUAUGGCCAAUGGAAGAUAAAUAGGAGGAAAUGGGAUGCGUUUAAAAUGACCGAUGAAGAAGAAAUGGGACAUGGUUAAUAGAUAGGGCGAAAGAGUAUUAAAAGAAAGGGGAACACAAAAUAUCUCUGCUAUGUCGAUAUCCACUGCUCUCAUUUUGCCACAUGCCACUCAUGGCCAAUGGCAAUUGCUACCACUUGUCUUCUUUUGCUGUUAAGAUCAUAAUGGAUACUGGAAUGAACAGGGACAAUAUAUAGGAUUGGUUAGUCUAUUCUGUGGAGGGAAAUCCAAUUCCCUCUUAAAGGAUUUUAAACGGUUUCCAAACUGCACAGAUUGGCCAAUUUCAUGGAAAAUCUGACUAAAUCCUACUUGGAUAGGCGGAUUUACAGCAGCAAGGGUACUGAUGUCAGCUUGUUGAUGGAGGACAUGAAAGAAGGAUGAAGCAGAAAAUAGAUAAAGGGAAAAAAAUUGAUUUGGAAACACUGAUUGUUGUUGGCUACUCCUGGCCAUUCUGCUUCCUCUUUCGACCAUGCUCUCACCUUCGACCCAUGCCCCUAUGGGAGAGACGAUCUAUCUGGUUCCAGAAUUUGUUGAAAUAAUCUGCAUUAAUCGUUUGUUAUAUAUCGUUACGUUCUGUGUUAUGUUCUAUGGACAGGUAUUGAUGUUGGACACCACUUUUUCUCAAGGGCUGAAAUGGUUGCUUUGGGUCUGCAUAGCCAUUGGCUAAACGGCAUUGAUUACAUGGGAGUGCCCUACGGUAAAAUGGUAAAAUUCAUUUAUUAUUUCUUUUUUCCAAAUCAGCAUUAUUAGAACUGGAUUCAUUCUUCUGGUGUGCUGUAUUAUGAGAUAAGAUGCCACCUUCACAUCAGCCAAUUUGUGAUUUAGACUUGUUAUCAUUGAAGCAGAUAAUUUAUGAUUCUUAACCCUAAAUAAAUUUCUUAUCAUAUUAGGGUCCUUUUUUGAAUAGGAAACUCUCUACACUGAUGACUUGAAAGGUACCUGCUUGAAAGUUGUCUUUUUAUUUUAUUUAUGUCUGUAAUAAAUCAGAACUCUGCAAAUAUUUCUUACAUUUGACCUGAUGACCAGCCUCAUUGUUUAUCAGAACUGCAAUCUUUUUCUUGUUGCACGCAGCCUUGUCUCAUUUUGCUAAAGCAUAGAGUCUGAGCUUUAUGACUUAUGACUUAGCCUGCCUUAAUGUCUUACACAAAAGUUCUGAAAAAUGGAAGGUGCAAAGUAAUUUUGUGAUCAUUUUACAUUUCCUGUUUGAGCAAUGAUAUCCUGGUAAUGCCCUUGAUAUGAGAACAUUGAUGUUACCUAGAGAGGUUGCAAAGUGAUCACAACUGAGAUGUCUCCUUUGUAAGAUCCUCUACGUCAAAAUCUAUUUUUUAUUAGAGUUAUCAAAAUGUUUAAGUGACGAUUUUUUCUUAGUUAUAUCAUCUUAACAGGGUUUUCUAGUCUUUGGUCAAGGGUAGUUUUGUCUUUUGCCUUAUCAGGUCAUAUUUUUAAUGAUAGAUAUUUUCCUCAAUAAUAAACUCUAAUGGCGCUAUGAUGGGCCAAAGUUAGCAAACCGUUAUUUGUGUUCCGCCUUUGGGCCCCUUACAUUAUGCAUGUGCACGCUAUGCAACCAAUGUUGCAUUUGGUCCUAUAUGCAGCAUUGCCUGUACCUCUGUAUUUCCAAUGCAAGUGGUGUGCAUCACUAUUGCCAAUGCGUGUUGUACACCCUUCAUUAUCGCAAUACAUGGUGUUUCAGGCAUGGCAUUUUCAUCCUUAAUGAGCUGUAUGCUUGUAUGCAAUAUAAUCUGCGCACCACAGAACCUUGUAGUUGUGCAUUAGGUCAAAUAUUACAUAUCUCAUAUUAUACAUCUACUUUUUGCUAUGCCUUUAUUCUCAUGUGUGGUACCUAUUAACUACUUUGAUGGAUUAAAAGACAUGUGAGUAAGAUUUUUUUCUGCAUGAAAGAAUAAUCUCUUGUUGAAGGUCAGAAAAGACAAGUAAGAAGCUUCAGAAAAAAACUUUUGGAAGUCUUGCAGUUUUUAACAUUGAGUUUGAAUAACUGAGAGGGCAAUGUUCCAACCUUGAUCAUAUCCUCUUGACUAAAGAUGUAUUUUAUUGGGUCUUAAGUGCUAAGAGAUGAACAAUUAUGAGCAGCAUCCCAGGAAUGCUCUUUCUAAAGUGGUAAAGCAUUUGGUAUUUCCAAGCAUAACUAGUGAUAAAAAAAAACCUAGAAAUCAAGUGGAAGGGAGUAUAUGCGUUGUGGAAGGCCAAAUCAUGUGUGGAAAAAAUGUUUGGAACACCAUCUAGAGAAGAAACGACUAAAAUUAGUGUAGGACAGAAUAGGCUGCAAGUGCAUAGCCUUGCCAAGGCUGCACUUAUUCCUUAUCUAGUAAUCGAUGUCUCAUUUGAGGGCACCUCUGAUUGUACUCAUUCCAUAGGAUCUCUACUUUGAGAUGCUAUUAAUUACAACUGAUUCUACAGGAACGUAAGAAAGAUUGAAAUUUGAGAUUGAGGUGUUGUCUUUGACUUUGGGGCCUCAUAUUUCAUGAUGUGUUCUUUCAUAUCUGUUAUUUCAUGUAGUAUUUUCAGCUCAAGACUUGACGAAUAGAGUAGAUUGAACUUGAGCCUUGGGCAUGAAGAAAUGGUCCAUCAAGCUAAAUGAUUACCUGGUCUUAUUUGCUACAUAUUUUUAUUCCAUCCUGGCAACUUUACUUUCAUUAAGUCAUAUCCUGUAGCUACCAACUCUGAUCAUUUUGUUUUUCACAACCUGGAAACUAAUCAAACAGUUAAGGGCAGUCUUUUAAGUGUGUGGUUAUGAUAUUUUAAACAUUGACAAAAGAUUGCCUUGUUCUUUUUUAACGUGGGUUGUUUUAUAUUCUAUUGCCCCAUCUUUUUGGUAGGCUGUCUGUCUUCUCCUUUUCUAUCAAAAUUGUCUCUCGUCUAUGUUACAAUCUUGGGACAUGUGGUUUGCCAGCCCACCAUGUUUUUGUUGCCUUCUGACUAAAUUUGGAUAUUCUUGAAAAAUAGGAUGACAAGACAAUGUUUCUUAAAUGAAAAGAUAUCCAGAUAAUGAUUCUCUUAGUUGAUGUUUGAUGAUAUGGCUAUUAUCAGGGUGAAUACUGAGGAUAUCGAUAAGUUGAAGAGCAAUUUAGCCAGGAUGUAUGGGAUCAAGGAUCUUCAUAUUUGUGUAUUUGUUGCGUGUUGAUGUUGUAAGGUUUGAAAAGGCCAUGAUUUUUUGCUUUAGGAAAUGUGGUCUUAUCUACUGCAAUAAACAAGGAAAGUGAGGCAUAGAAUAUUCACGAUAAGAAAGGAUGCUGUCUCCAUUUCCUGUCUUUACUUUAACUAAGAAAACAAAAAGUGAGGAUUUAGAGAGUUGCAGAAGAGAACAUUGCUAAUAUAUUGAAAUCAGGUCUUCUUAAAUCUGUUAUGAAACACACGCAUUUCCUCUAAUUCUCUGAAAAGGAAACUGCUAAUUCAAACCUCUUACCGAGAGGUUCAACUGGGAAAAAAAUUAUGCUUUCCAAAAUCAUCCUAAAUCCACUUUUUAGUCCUUUAGUAACUUAUUGCGGUCUUGGAGUGCAUGUCAUUGAGCUGAGAUUUGCUCUCAUAAUGGAGAUCCUUGUAAUCUUGUUAAUUUACAAUGUCUCUGAGAUUUAUCACUCUACUUCAAUUAUCUUAAGUUACCACUUUUCGUACAAGACAUUGCUCAAUUACUAGAAAGCCACAAAGUUUUUGGAAGAUCUACUUCUUGCUUAUAAAUAUAACUUGAAGCCAUUUCUGAUCGAUUUCCUUUUUUUUUAGGCAGAGUACAGUGAGUAUUCUUUUCCACUCGCCAUCUGCAUUGUGUUGUCAGGUAUGUAUGAAGAUGAUUUGGAUAAUUCCGAAGAUAUUAUCUACACCGGCCAAGGUGGGCAUGACUUGCUUGGAAAUAAGCGUCAAAUUAAGGAUCAGAAGAUGGAACGUGGCAACUUAGCUUUAAAGGUCAUUUUCUUCCAUUGUUUUCCCUUGUUCCAGAUCUAGCCCUUAUGUGUGAUGCUCACUUAUUGGCAUUGGCAAAUGUGUUUAACUUUUUGAGUCCUGACUGACACUUUCUGUGCUAUAAUCCUGUAUUUUUUUAAUUUGUGGUGUAAAGAAUGGAAGCAGGACUUUCGCAUUAAAAUAUUUGCCAUUUGAAAUCAGUCUUCAGGAACUUCCAAUCGAUUUUAGGAAUUUUUUUUUGUGUAUAUAAGACUGUUAAAUAUGUGGAUUGUUUAUCUACAUUUCUAUUGCUAGCCCAAUCUUCCUGUUGAACGAACUGAAAUGCAACUGUUAGAAAGUGGAUUUGGGGACUGGGUGGGGGCUCUACCCAACCAUGAUGAUGUAAUACUCUGCCCAUUAGUGAAUUCCCCUGAACAUCAGCAAGACACUGAAUAGUGCAGGCAAAACACUUUAAAUAUUAUUCUUUUUCGUUACUCACUUAUUAAUUAUGGUGAACAAAACACCAUAGAAGACCAUUCUGCCCAAUUGUAAUUUUCUUAUCGGCAUAAUUAAUAACUGAUUUCUUUAGCCUAAUGAAUAACUGACCUCAUGGUCUUGUUAAUGAUGACCUUUGUAUCUCUGGAGUUAUGAUAAAUGCAGCAUAUUUGACAACUGAAAUUAUGAAGGGACAAUAGCAGUUUAGUUCUGCAAAAGGCCACGAAUAUAUCUGUAGUUUGUAUUUUCUAUUGUCUCUCUGCAAAACAGCUAAAAUAAAACUGUUAUUGUUGCCUUUUUUAAAUGUCAAUUCUUUCAUCAGGGAACUCUCCUCUUGACCAAGUGUGUUGAUGUGUUAGUGAUGAGGUGACAAGUUAACACGAUCUUGUUAGUUUAUGCCAUGCAGAUUGGUUGAAAUUCCUAAAGAAAAAUGAUCAUUAUCGAUUAACUAUUAUAUGUAUGCUUGAAAUUGGUGAUUGUGGAUUUAUUCUUUGCUGGGAUGGUCCCACUGAGAAUUAUUAGAGAGAGCUGAUGAACAAAAAUAAUGAGGUUUCUGGAUUUAUUACACUGGAAAUAUGAUAUAUCUUACAUAUGUUUUCGAUGUUCUCACUUUCAAUUUUUGAUUGAUAUUCUUCUACUUCUUCCUCCUAUUGCUUUUUAACCUCCAUAUUUAUUUCAUCUAUAAAUUCGUAUGCUUUUUCAUAGUUGAUUUUAUAGCUGUUUACGUCGAUUUUAUUUUUUUGAACAGUAACAUGCACAUCUGCUACUUAAUUAUCCAUUUGUCGUCUUGCAGAAUAGCAUGUUGCAUGAUGUGCCUGUCAGAGUUGUUCGUGGCCAUGAAUCAGCAAGCAGCUACUGUGGCAAAGUUUACACCUAUGAUGGUUUGUAUAAGGUAGAAGUUGUACAAUAACAUAUUUUUGAACUCGGUUGAUUGAAAAUUUAUGUUUGCUUGAUUAUCCCAUCAAUGUUACAAUCUGGACUAUGUAUUGGACUUUUACCUUUCUAAAAUGGUUCAUUGAGCCACUGCUUCAUGUUCUAAGAAUGAGAAACCAAAAUGCAAGUUACAAUCUUCAAUAUUAUUAGUGCUGAUGUAAAAAAACCUAAAGAGUAGCAAGAAGAAUAAUUCUACUUUUAUUUCUAUCGGUUCCACAUGGAAUACCUGUCUGAUUAUACACGAGAUGAUGAAAAUGCUCCCAGUUAAAAUAAGUAAGUUUGGCCUUAACCUCUCUAAUGUGGUUUCACGUGAGGAAAAAGCUAUCCUGAUACCAUGUUUUGUUGCUAAUAGCACCAUACUUCAUCGCUGAACAUUUGAUUUACUUCUAAAAACUUUCCACCCAAUAGUUCUCUGCAAAACAAUGAGAAAUUUUGCGAAGUCCCAUAACUUUCGCUUGAUACUUUUUCCUGGCUUGUUAUGAUAUUCUACCAAUACUAAUCCAAAAAACUAUUUCCUUCUUACUCCACUUGUCCCCAAUAUUCCUAUGUUCUGUUUAUUCUCAAGGACACAACUUCUUCCCUCGGUCUAACAGGGUAAUGACGGAUGCUACUUAUAAACGUAUUGAGAGAUGAAGCGAACCAUCUAUAGCCUCCAGAGAGUGGCCAUUGGAGUAUUCGUACUUGUAUCAUAGAAUUGAUUCAGUUUGGAUAAUAAAUUCAAACCAACUACAACCUAUUAUCUUCAUUGGAUAAUAAACAGUUUGUGUUUAUGAGAAGCAUGAUGGUAUUUCAUGGAUGGAGGCUGUUUCUGUAAGUCUAUGCUUAUGGUCUUCAAUGAAGAAUUAUUUUCAUUCUCAAAACACAUGCAAUUUCACCCACAAGAUUUUUUUCGACUUCUUCUACCUCCUUCUCUUUUCCCACUUUUCUUUUUCUAACGAUAUCAUUAUUUCUUAGUUCUGAUGAUCUCUGCUUCCUUUCUUUAAUUUUUUUCCCCUCUUUUUUCUUCUCCUUUCUCUAUUUCCAGUUGAUUAGGUUACAAAAACUGAUGGGUUAAACAAGGAGAGCACUAUGCUAUAGAACUAUUCUGGUCACUAAGAAGCACAAGGUCAAGCUUCCAUUUCUUCUUCAAGUUUUCUGCGGCAAGUCUCCCCCUCAUUGAGAUUGACCAUACAUAAAUCGGUCUUUGAGCACAGAUCAGUUGAUUUUAGUUCGAGAUUAGGAAGGAGUUAGCAUAGUGCCUAUUACAUUAUUUCCUUAAUGGAAAAAAACUUUCUUGUAAGGGGAUCAAAUUCUAGUUUGACAUUGGAUCAAAUUUUCUGUUCAGAAUUGCAUUCAGUGGUCUGGUUGGAAACCAUCUGAAUUUUCCUACCGUGGUUUGGCAGGUUAAGAUGGAGUCAUGCAGUGCUUUUGUUGAUUUUUCUGUUUGAUUGUCGUCUUUAAAACAGGUGCACAAAUAUUGGGCUGAGAAAGGCGUCUCUGGAUUUACAGUCUUCAAGUAUCAACUUAAGCGACUGAAAGGGCAGCCUGCCCUUACUACUAACCAGGUUUCUUGUGGCAAUUAAUUCAUCUGGAUUUAUGUUUCGUUGUUUGUUAAUUAUUCUUGAUUCAAUGUUUCUUGAUUUAGAUUUCUUCCACUAUACUUGAUUUUAUGACCUAAAAAGGAAUGUUAGUUUAAACUGAUAACAUCAAAAGAUCAAAAAUAGAGAAAAUGUUGAGGUUAAACAUUGAUUGUCACAUAAUUGAUAUUAUAGGAAUAGUGUGCAUUGUGUUCAUUACAGAUCCAAGAAAAGGAUGGAAACGCUAGAGAAUCAAUUUUUUGUUAGAGCCCAGUUUUGAUCCAUAUUGAGAAUUGAUCUUGAUUGAGAUUCUUGCAACUUGGAGAUUGAAAGGAGUCAAUCUUCAUGAUCCUCCUCUUCUAGGAGCAGAGUUUCCGCAAUGCCAAAAUCUUAUAUCAAUUAUUUCGGUUUCCUGCUUAAGUACAGGUUACAUGAGUUAAUGGGCUAGGCCCAUUACACUAGUCUUUAAGUGGAUCUGUUAACAGUCUAAUAGAUCCACUUAACACAGGGCAUGACAUAGAAGGACGAAAAUACAGUGAAAAGAAACAGAUGGAAAGGAAAAACAAUCCUAGAGAGUUCAACACCCCUUCUCAAGUUGGGUAUGGAUGUUUUCCAUGCCCAACUUGGACACCAGCCUUUGAAAUACUGGUCUUGUGAGUCCUUUUGUGAAUAUGCCAGCAACAUGUUCUGAUGUCCCAACAUAUAUCAGAUCUACAUCUCUUGUUUCUACUUUUUCUUUGAUAAAAUGUCGAUCUACUUCAAUAUGUUUAGUCCUGUCAUGUUGUACAGGAUUUCGGGCAAUAGCUAUUGCUGACUUGUUGUCACAAAAUAAUUUCAUGUGUUUUGAUUGGUUGACUCUCAAUUCAUCCAGUAAACCUCGAAUCCAUAAGUCUUCACGUAUCCCUUGGGCCAACGCCCUGAAUUUUGCUUCAGCACCAGAUUGUGCAACUACUUGUUUCUUUUUGCUUCUCCAAGUCACAAGAUUUCCACAAACAAAUGUACAAUAACCUGAUGUUGAUCUGUGAUCUAUAACAGACCCUGCAUAAUUGGCAUUGGUAUAGCUUUCAACUGAUUGAUUCCCUCCUUUUUUGAACAGAAUGCCCUGUCCUGUUGUUGUCUUUAAAUAUUUCAACAGUCGAUAUGCUGUCUGUAGGUGUAUCUUUCUUGGAUCAUUUGUAUACUGACUGAGUACAUUCACUGCAAAUGUUAUAUCCGGACGGGUAUGAUUUAGAUAUAUCAACCUUUCAAUCAACCAUCGAUAUGAGCUUUUUUCCACCUGAUCAAAGUCUUUACCUUCUCCCAAACUUAGGUUGGGAUCAAUUGGAGUGUCAGCAGGUUUACACUCCAAUUUCCAGUCUUUUGAAGUAAAUCAAGAAUAUACUUGUGUUGUGAAAGAAAUACACCUUUUGAAUAUGCAACCUCAAUUCCCAAGAAAUAUUUUAAUCUUCCUAGAUAUUUGAUAUCAAAUUCUCUAGAUAGAUUUUGACCAAGGCAUUUAGUCUCUUGAAUGUCAUCUCCUGUUAUGAUGAUAUCAUCUGCAUACACAAUUAAGGCUGUAACCUUAUUUGGGUCACCACGCUUAAUAAAGAGAGUGUGAUCCCCAUUUGCUUUGUAUGUACCCAAAUCCUUUCAUAGCUUAAGUGAAUCUCCCAAACCAGGUUCAAGGUGAUUGUUUUAAGCCAUAUAGAGAUUUCUUCAAGCUGCAAAUAACAUUAUUUUGAUGGGUAAAUGUGUAACCUAGAGGUACAUUUACAUAUGCUUCUUCCUCCAAAUUUCUUUGAAGAAAUGCAUUCUUCACAUCAAACUGAUGCAUUUUCUAUCCUAGAUUUACAGCCAAUGCUAUAAGUUUCCGAAUGGUAUUCAGCUUUGUAACAGGAGCAAAUGUCUCAAAAUAAUUAAUUCGAUAAGAUUGUGAAUAGCCUUUAGCCACCAACCUUGUCUUGUAUCUUUCCAAUGUUCCAUCAGCUUUAAACUUAGGAGUAUAUACCCACUUGCUGCCAACCACCUUUUUUCCUGAAGGCAAAGUUACUAAGUCCAAUGUACAGUUCUUCUCUAGUGCAUCAAUCUCUUCAUCCAUGGCAUGACUCCAUUCUUUGUGUGACAGGGUUUCUUCUACUAUCUUGGGGAUAACAGUUGUCUUCAUGUUCAUGAGAAAAGUCUUGUACGAUGGUGUUAACCUAUCAUAUGAUAGGUAGUUGACUAUAGGAUAGAGUGGUUUAUUUAUACAACGUCUCUUUCCUUUGCAUAGAGCAAUGGGUCAAUCUAGUUGCUCCUCAUCAAUGGCUUCAGUGGACUGAUGAUCCUCUUCUUGAUCAGUAUUAUAAAUUUGAGAUGUGUCUCUUGUACAUGGACUACUUUCUUCUGUUGGUUCUCUUUACAGUGCAGGUAAAUCAUUCAUCUCAAUUGGUAUAUUUUGUGUCUCCACUCUAGAUCGUCUCCUAUACACUUGUAUUUCUCUGAUUCUAGGAAUGGGUGUCUCUUGGAUCAUGAAUUCAUUUAUGUCUCAUGGCUCCCCCAAUCUGGGUCUACCCACUCGACCGCAGCACCCCUCUAGGUUAGCUGCCAAGUGUUGGCUUGCCGGUGGGUGAAAUAUUUUUAUAUGUUAUUCUUUUAUAUUUUUAAAUAAUAAAAAAAUUACACUAAGUAAUUUAACUUCAGACUUCUAAAAGUAAUAAUAUAUCUUAUGUGACAAUCAAAAAGAAUAUUUCAAGACCAAUCUCAGUAUCAGUGGCAGCAAUCGAGUUCUUUAACUCUUGUGGAUUUUUCACCCUAUAAUAUGGUUCCAACUCAUUAAAAGUCACUAGCUGAGAUGAAGAAUUAUUUAGAAGCAAGAUUAUAAGACUUGUAACCCUUUUGUGUAGUUGAGCACCCGACAAAUAUGCAUUUUAUCGAUUUUGGAUCAAGUUUUCCCACUAUGCCUUAAGCAUGAACAUAAAUUGUGCAUCCAGAUACCCAUAGACGAAGAUGAGUCUUUAGUUUCACAUGAGGAUAGAAUUUACUCAACAGUUCCAUAGGACUCUGUUUCUCUAGUGUUUUUGUUGGAAUCCUAUUUAAUAAGAUGAGUACUAGUGAGAACAGCUUCACCCUAAUAUGUUUUUUCUUGAAACAAAAGAGCUCUAACUAUAUCUAGUAAGCGUCUAAUUUUUCUCUCAGCCACUGAAUUUUGUUGGGGUGUAUUGACACAAGAUGACUCAUAAUUAUCUUUUUCUGAUCAAAGUAAGAGGACACAGCAUAAUUGAAUUAGUCUCUAGCAUUAUUUAAUCUAAACCUUUUGACAACAGUUCCGAAUUGAUUAUAGAUCAUUUCACAAAAAGAUGUUAUCACUUGGGUGGUGUCUGAUUUUGAUUUUAGGAGGUAAACCCAAGUAAACCUGGUACAGUCAUCAACAAACAAGAUAAACCACCUGCAUCCAGACAAGCUAGUCAUAGGUGCUGGCCCCAAAUAUCACUGUGUAUAUGAUAUAAAGGGAUUGUACGAUGUUCACCAGCAUUUCCAAAUGAGGAACAUUUGUGUUUGGCCAAUUGGCAAGUGUCACACACUAAAGUUCUUACAUCAACACCUUCAAACCUAGAAGGAAACCAUGUUUUUAGGAGAUCAAAGGAAGGAUGUCUAACACGGCAGUGUUGUAACAAUAUACUAUUCUUUUUGUGUUCACUGACUUCACUCCAAGGUGACUACUGUACAUACAUCGUUGCAUGAUCAUCCUCUUCCCAGUAGAGCAAGUCUCCUCCCUUAACAUGUCCAAUCUUUAGUCCUGAGACCUUGACACACAAUAAAUAUCCAUUGCCCUCAAGAAUGAAACGACAAUUAAUAUCUUUAACAAGUUUUUGUGGUGAAAUCAAAUGAGGCUUUGAUUUAGGCACAUGUAAAACAUUUCAUAAAGUGCCUAAAUGAUUUAUUCUCAAGUCCCCAACUCUUCAACUGGUAGAAGCCCGCUGCCGGCAGUAAUAACUUUCCUCUGCCCAUCACAUUUCGUAUAAUCAAUAAAUUUGCAGACACUUGAGGUCAUAUGGUCUGUGAUGCCAGAGUCAAAGUAUCCAAGACAAUCUAGAAAAACUGUUGAAUGGAUAUGAUUUUGAGAAAAGUUUAUUCUCACCUGACUGAAUGCAAGGAUGUAGAGCUCAACAUAUUCUUGAGUUUCUCUACUUCCUCCCUCAGUCUUUCAAAUUCAUCACCCUUCUGCUGAUUACUAGGAUUGAGAGGUUCCUUCAUCGCAAAUUGACCUUCUAUAGUCUCUGCUGGUUGAGAAGUGGCCACAUAUGCUCUCCCCUGUUGAGGUGGUCGUCCAUGUAGCUUUCAGCAGUUUUCUCUUAUAUGCCACUUCUUCUUGCAAUAUGAACACCAAAGGUUUUCUUUGUUAUCCCACUUCUGAUAUCUUCCCUGUGAUGCGGUGAUUGGGUCUUGAUUUCCCUCUUUUAUCUCUAAUUGAUUCCCCUGAUCUUGCUUGCUGGAGACAAAGGGUAUUGACUCCUUCCCAAUAUUAAUUAGACUCAAUCUACUCUCCUCUUCCAUAACAAUCUGGAUAGCUUCAUUAAGAUCAUGUACAUUCUCACGAUGGAGAAUUUGACCCUUGAGGCAUUCAUAAUCAGAGUUCAGUCCCAUUAGAAAUGUAUACAUUCUAUGUUUCAACGUAUACAUGCAUUCUCAUAACUAGGGUUAUUUACUUGCCAAUAAUGGUCAAUCUCCCUCCAUAUAGCCUUUAAUUCACACGAAUAUUCCACAAUUGAUUUACUUCCUUGCACUAAAUGUGUUGCCUUAGACACUAGGCCAUAAAUCCUUCAAUCAUUGUAUUUCUUUGAACAGCUGUUGUGAAUUUGAUCUUCACCGAGUGCAUGAAUAAGAAAUUCUCAUACAUCUCUGGUGUCAUUGUACUUAGCAGCCAUGUGUAGAUAAUAUCCUCUUGUGAUUUCCAUCCUCCAUAUUGGAUCCGAUAGCUUCAAUGAUUUUUCUGUAAGGUGGUCUAUUAAGCCUCUUCUAAGAAGUGUCAGAUCAACAAAUUGCUCCUAUUGAUGAAGAUUUAUCUCAUUGAAUCUAAUUUUCACUGGGAUAUUUGGGAGAGUAUGAUAUAGUCUCUCCCUUUUUCCAAUUAUCAUUGGAGAUGAUACGAGUUCCACAGAUUAUGAAUCCCCUGAAUGCAUUCUAAAAGUCUUUGUCCUUCAUACUUUUCAGAAUGCCUCAGUUCACUGCUUGCGGAAGGCUUCUUUCUUCCUUGAUGUUGCUCCAACAUAGAAACAAGAAAAACAAGAUUCAAGAAACAAGAAACGAGAAGUAUCUGAUCCUAUCAGAAUCAGCACCGCUCUGAUACCAUGUUGAGAAUUAAUCUUAAUUGAGAUUCUUGCAACUUGGAGAAUGCAAGGAGUUGAUCUUCACAAUCCUCCUCUUCUAGGAAGAUGAAUCAGUCACCACUUCUUCGAGCAGAGUUUCCAAAAUCCCAAAAUCUUACAUCAAUUAUCUUGGUUUCCCGCUUAAGUACAUGUUACAUGAGUUAAUGGGCCAAGCUCAUUACAUUAGUCUUUAGGUAGAUCUGUUAACAGUCUAAUGGUUCCACUUAACAUAGGGCAUGACAGAGAUGGACGAAAAUACAGUGUAAAGAAACAGAUAGAAAGGAAAACAAUCCUAGAAAGUUCAACACAUGAAUUACAAUUCCUGGUCUUUUUUUCUUGCGUUGUUGUUUUGGCGACUAGCACAAGCUGGGUGUUGGUGUAUGGCUUAGACCCUGAAGUUUGGUGCAUUAAUGAUAGCAAUGUUGUCUUAAAGAUUCUAAUGGAAAUAAUGAUUCGACAGGUACUGUGCUAUAUUAGCUUUAUCUGAAGUUAGUUUGAAGUAUUAUCACCUGUUAAAAGUGUCCACGUAUGUAAAUUCAAAAUAAAGCACCUCUAUCUUUGAGGCAAUAAUAGGACUUUAUUCCUACCUUUGAUGGCAACUGUCAGAACUAGCUUUAGAUCAUAUGGGUGAUAAUUUAUGAGGGGAAAAUUAUUUUCAAUGCUUCUGUGAAAAUGUCAUGGUUCAAUUCUUUUGUAAUCCUUUAUCUUGUUCUGUUGAUUGAUUACUUGAUGUUGAUAAACUUAGCUUUUAAAACUAAUUUUAUUAGGCUACAUUCUAGCCAUGAGCUGAAAUAUACUAUUAUCAAACAUGUGAGAUUUAAUCUAUUAUAGUGAUUUAUGUUAAGUAAUGUUUCCUUUCUUUUGUAUACAACUUUCUGUCAUUAAGAAUAUUUCUGCAAUGAAAGAGGUGCUCUAAGGCAACGAUCAAAGUGACCACUCACCCAAGAUUUUCAAGGUAUCUGUCUCUUGGAUUGCUCACUUGCUGCCUAAGGAAUUCCCAGCAAAUUAUCUGGUGUGAAAGUCCUUUGGGUAAGGUUGACAGAUCUAGACACUACAGUUCUUGGUGAAGAUGGAUCAUGCUUGGAAUUGCCCUACAUCUUUUUCAGUUACUAAGACAGAAAUAAUGCUUCAAAGGAAGCAUUUGUUUUGGGAACUUCCGUGCAAUUUGAGGUAAAGCGUGAAAGCAUUCUAGGAUUUCGGGGAGAUGGUGUAGGUUUAGCAAACUUCUAAAUUCAGUAUACUAUGCUAGGUUGUCCGAGAUAUUGGCAUAGCAAUGGAUUGUGGUUAUGAUAGUUGGAAAUGGCAAUUGGCACCUCAAUAACGUUUUGUAUAUUAUUAGCUCUCCAUAAAAAUCUUUUAAAUGUGUAAAUUGUCCCACAAUGUUUUUGGCUCCUUGAAACUGGGGAGUUUUGGGACUUGGGGGAAGCUGGUUUGUGGUGGCAUCUGUGGAAAUGGUAGGCCAUGUGAUAGGAUGGCGAGGUGAUUGAUGAGUAUACUUGAGUCAUUUGGACCAGUAGUUAGCAGUUGACCACAUUUAAACAUGGCCAACAUGUAAAUAAACAGAUCAAAAUGGAAGGACUAAUACGUAAGAGUUGUAACGGUUUUAAGAAGGUAUAAGAACCAUCAGAAGAUACAAGGAAUUUGCGUGGUGAUAGAAGUAAAAAGCCAAGAUAUGCUAGACUAUCGAAAGGCUGUGGUACCUUUCGUUAGGACUUUUAACACUUAAAGAAUGGUUUGUUGAGUUUUCAACAAAUCUUUUUCGCAAUGACAAAAUCCUAUCAAAAACAAUUGACAAGCAUUUUGCUUUUCUUUUGCUCAACCACUGUUGUCAUGAACAUCAUAUAUACAAAAGUUGUUGUAAUAUUUUAUAAAUACAUAAACGUUUGCAUUUGGUGUUUGGACCCACCCCCCUCAAGGUCAAUUGAGUAUUUUGUCAUCUCUUUGUGUCUUAUUUUAUAUUUGCUCUUUUUAUCAAGCAAUUGGAAUAAAGUUUUGUUCUAAAUGCUUGUGUGCUCUAAUGACUUCUAAUAUCUCUUCACUUUGCAUCCACAAAAGUUUUAAAGGAGUUGCAUAGCUGAGCUAAUAUACAUCUUUGUUCUUCACAUGAUAACUUUAGUAAUCUCUUUUUUGAAGUUGAUGGCACUAUAUGUAUUAAAAAUAAAAAGAAGAGGAAUAUGCAAGAGUUGGGAAAUUCAAAGGGCACUCACCUUUUACUUUUCUUGCAGUUUACAUGAAGAUUUCAUUAGAACAUUUUAAGGCAUUAAAACCUUGAAGGUACAUGUAUAAAAUCUUUCACCAUUGCAUAAUCAGUUAUUCCAUUUCCUCAGGAGUAUGAAAUGAUGACCAUGGCUGUGUGAAAGCUUUGAUGUUCAAACACUAGGUUGAUCAUGUGUCUAUAACCUCUUGAGGGAAAUCCUCCAUGCCAAAAUCUUCAUCUUAAAAUGAGUCAUGAAUUUUCUUAUUGUAAAAAAGGAAAACCCUAGGUUGUCUUGGGCUGAUGUAUGUGGGUGGAGAGGGAAAAUGAAAAAUGAGUUUCAUAUUAAGAGUUAACUGGGUUCUGGUAUUUAUACCAGACCCACAUUACAGAGAUGAACUGGGCCAAUGAAUUGAAUUAAUUUGAAGGAAAAAAUUACAAUGAAUAAGAAGUCAAAAGACAAUAACAAUAUAAUAAACAUCAGUUCCAACAUUCCUUCUCAAGAUGGUGAAUGAAAAACAAGUAAUUGAAAAACAGUACUAUUCAAGCCUUCGGUAAAUAUUUCUAAAACUUGAUCAUUUGUAGAGACAUGUGUAGUACAAAUCAUUUUGCUCUCUUGCUUCUCUUUGAUGAAGCAUACAAUCUCAAUGUAUUUGGUUUUAUUGUGUUGAAUUAGGUUGUAUGCACUGUUGUCUAUUGGUUUGUUGUCAGAGUAGAGUCUCAUUGAACCAUCCCUCUUGAUCGUCAACACUUCUAAAAUAAUCUUCACUCACAAUACUUCAUAUUUUUCUUGAGUCAUGGCUCAGAAUUCUACUUCUAGACCUUGGUACCAUAUUUUGCUACUUGUUUCUCCAUGUAACGACAUAAUUAGCAUCAAUAUAGACUUCAAGUAUCAGUCCUCGUUUUUCUUGAACAAAAUACUUUUUUCUGGUGUCCCUUCGGGAUGAUAUGGUACUUGGUGAAUUGUAUGCAGAUGUACUUAUUUUGAACUAUGCAUAAAUUGACUAAUCACACUCUAUAUAUGAUACGACUCAUGUUUUAAAUGAGAGAAAGAGAGGGGAGGGAGAGGGAUGAUGAUAGGAACACGUAAUAGAGAAGGCUCUUGCCAUAAUCAUGGAGUCUAGCACAUAUGUACCAGAUGGGCCGGCAUGACCUAGACAACUAGAUGGGCUGAUUGGCCUAGACAUAUGUACUCUAACAAUCCCCCUCAAGCUAAUGUAUAUAUCAUAUGCUCCUAGCUUGUUACAUAGAUAUUCAACCCAGUGAUCGUUUAGUGGCUUAGUGAACAUAUUAGCAAGUUGAUCUUUUGAUUUGACAUGUACAAUAGUGAUAACUGUGCCUGAAGCUUCUCUCUAACAAAAUGACAAUUAAGAGUGCAUUUCUUUAUAGUCACCUCUAUGAAGAGAUUAAUACUGAGCAACUGUCAUGGUUUGUUGCUCAAGGGGAGUUUGGUAUGGUAUACCAUCUGCAAAAGUUUCUUUAUGGUCUGGAGCGAUCUCUGCAAACUUGGUUUAUAUAAUCUGUUGGUUGUAUUUUGCCGAUUGUCUAUAUUGAUAAUGUCAUUAUCACGAGAUGAUCAUAAAGAUACUUCAUGGCUGAAGGAAUUCUUAGAUAUUUGUUGGGGAUUGAGCUUGAUUGAUCUAAGGAGGGUAUUGUGUUAGUUGAUGGAAGGAUUUCACCUGACCUCUAGUUGCAUCCUGCCUAUUUCUUUUGAUCACCUUCCAUAGUGGAGAGCAAAGAAACAUCAGUCGAAGCCUUAAAACUUCAUUCUCACGAAAAUAAUCUUUCAUUAGGGUUGGUAUUUAUACCAGCCUACUAAUACGGGGGAAAGAGAGAGAACCGGACUGGUUUAGACUGGGCCGGUUUGGUUCAUAAUUGUACGAAGAAAAAUAGCAAAAAGAAAAGAAAAAUUACACAGAUGAAAAACAGAAAACAGCCAAGUCAUAUUCCACCAUAUUGCAAACAGCUAGUGAAAGUAUGUCCUUGAUCUCCUUGAUGGAACAGAUGUCAAGUACAAAAUCAGCUUCCACUCACAUAAAUCUUAACUUGAAAUUAUCUUUUGAUGAGAGAGCCAUAUUAGAGGAUCCAAGGAGGUAUAAAUCUCUAGUUGGUAAAUUGAAUUAUUUGACCAUCUCCUGACUAGAUAUUCCUUUUGCUACAAGUGUGGUGAGUCAGUUUAUUGAACGACCACACACCAAGCAUGUAGAGGCUGUUAUUCAGAUAUUGAUAUAUCUUAAGAGAAAUCCAAACAAAUGACUUUGGAAAAGAAUAAUGGUCAUUUCACAGUCCUAGGUUCUUCACACAGAUUGAGCUGAGUCCGAUUUAGACAAAAGAUUUAUCAAGAGCUGUUGUUUCUUUCUUAGUGACGAUCUAGUUUCUCUCUGGUCUCACGAUUAAGUGCUGAAUCAGAAUACAGGUCAAUACCACAUACUACAUGUGACCUUAUAUGAAUCAAGAAUGUUAAAGAACUUGGCUUUCUUGAUCGAGGUCCUAUGGAGUUCAAAUCUGAUAAUUAGGCAACAGUCUAUGUCGCCUCUAAUCUAGUUUUCAUGAAAGGAUGAACUAUAUUGAAGUUGGUUGUCAUUUUGUCAGAGAGAAGCUUCAGGCACAACUUAUCACCAUUGUGCAUGCCAAAUCGAAUGAUUAACUUGCUAAUAUGUUCACCAAUUAUUUGAAUGACCAUUGUUAGCUGACAGCUCUGGGCUGUUCUCUCGCCUCCAAUCCACUGGAGGAAAGGAAGAAGCACGAACCAGUCAAAAAAACCAAGAAAAAAAUGCGACCUGAUUAUAAGAGAUCUGUCAACAAGGACCAGAAAAUAACCUUCACAUCAGCAAGGGGAUCGUUGACAUGGAACCAGAAAGGAACAAGAGAUACGCUGACAAGGAGGAUUGAUUCACGUGCACCGAAAAAAAUGAAGAAGUGGGAUAGAUUGAGAAGAGAUCAUUUUUCUUGUUGAUGGAACUGCUUCACAAUCGAUCAAAGCUCUGAUACAGUACCGUAGAAGGAGAAUACCCAAGGUUGUCUCAGCAUUGCAAACGUGGGUGGAGAGGGAAAACCAAAAAUGAGUCUUUCACACUGAGUAAACUUGGUCUAGUAUUUAUUACCAGACCCACAUUAUAGAGAUGGACUGGGUCAAUGAAUUGAACCGCCCAAACUAAUCUGAAAGACAAAAUUACAAUAAGCAUUAAUUAUCAAUUAGAUUAUCUGUUAUCUGGAAUUUCAUUUUAUCUUUAAAUUAUGAAUUGAAAAAGCGUUAAUCUUAUAUAUUCAUUCGUUCAUUCAUGGGACAUGAAUGGAACAAGUGUCUUCCAAGAAACAUUGUUUUUUUUUGUAUGAUAUUUAUUAUUUGCUUCUUUAAGCUUAGAGGUUCGUCGGUCGUAGAUUUUUCUGAUUGUUUCGUGCAUGAGAUCAAUUGAUUCAAGUGAAAUUAAAGUAAUGCUAUUCUAGUCACAAAACCAUCAAGUAAAUGUUGUAUCUUUCUUGCUUCUUAACUAUUUUUUAUUUUCUUCUGUUCAUUAUCCCAUAUUGAAUGACCCUAAAUCAACUUAUGUAUUGACUUGUUCUGCAUUCUCACUUCUUCCUAUUCUUGAAAGCACGACAUUUUCUGUAGUCUCACAUGUUGGUUGCAAUCUCAAUUCUUUUUUUAUUUUUCUUCGCUUUUUUACUUAAUGUAAUUUAUUUUCUGUUACUAUAAUCUUAAAAUAUUUCACGAAGUCGUUAUAGCUCUGAAUCCGGUGUUGUUCUCCAUAACCUGGUAUGCCUUUAAAUAUCUAUGCUGACUUUUACACUUGAUGUCAGGUGCCAUUUAUUAGGGCUCAAGUUCGACAGUCCAUUUCUAUGAUACGUGGGUAAUUUAUCUUGUCACUGAUGUUGUUAGAUUCCUGUGCAAUGUUGUGAUGUGAGAAUUGAUGCACUAACACAGCUUUAUUUGUUAUGUAAGAUUGGUCUGUGAAGACAUUUCAGGGGGCCAGGAAAAUUUUCCCAUACCUGCUACCAAUAUAGUUGAUGAUGCAUGUUUUCCACCCCCAGGCAAGUGCAGUAUCAAUUUAGGUUUUUUUCUUUAUAUAGUCAAGAUUCUCAGAACUGGAACCGCUACAACAAAAAUCAAUUAAAUACCUGAGAUACCAGGGUGAGAUAUGACAUCGUGAGGAAGUUGACUCAUAUAUGCUUAUAAAUGGUCAAUGAGAUCGUGCGAGUAAUAUGGAUUCUUGACGGUGAUGUUUGCUUUAAGAUUUUUAAAGUUGAAAAGGCUAUGGAAAGAGUGAUUGACUCAGCUAGGAAAGAGUGGGGGAGGCCUAUUAAUGGUUACAUUGCCACCUGUGGCUAAUAAGUUGAUGGUGGCGAACAGCCCAGAGCUGUCAGCUAACAAUGGUCUUUUAAUUCCAAUGAUUGGGGAAGUGGAGAAUUUCAUCAGGUUUCACUAAUUGGCUUCUGAAAUUCCUGCAUAGUAAGGGUGGAUGCCCUUCCUCCUAUUAACGUCUUAGCCAUUACUUGCUAGGAUUUCUUGUUUAAUGUCUUUCUGACAUCUCUUUUUGAUUACAUUGCAUUAUACAUAGGUUAUAGGUAUUCCAAAUCUAUCCAAGUGGCAAAAGGACUGAAGCUUCCACGUAAUGCUCAUGGCUGUAAAUGCAAAGGAGAUUGCAUCAAUCCUAGACUCUGUGCAUGUGCAAGGUUUAACGGCUUGGAUUUUCCCUACGUGAGGAGGAAUGGUGGCAGGUGAUUGCCAUGCCAUUUUAUCUUAAAUCAGUGAAUGCUUUGUCAAUUUUUAUGCUAAUGCUUCAACCUGGCUUUCAUUGCUUACUCUAAAGGUAGUUUUAAUUUUCAUUUUGUGCUCCUCAUAGAUAAGAUGUUUCCUUUUUCUGAAGACCUUGUUAAACUACGAUAUUCAAAAUUUGUCUACUGUUUUAUUCGCUGCAGUGUUGUAGGAGUGUAGAAAAUUAUAAAAUAAAAUUGGUUCUAAUUAAGCACAUAUAAUCAGAACGUUAUACUUCAAGCUGUUCCUUGCUUUGGUGUUUUCAUUUUAUUAUGCUUUCUCACUUCGACUUAUCUUAGAUACCCAUCUGUUUCAGCUAUGUAUUGACUAGCCCAAAGACUUCCGAAUCAUUUUGUUGUGCUAAUUUACUGCAGUCUGCCUUGUCUGUAGAGAUAGACGAACAUACUGCAUGACGUUCUUGUAGAAUAUCCUUGCCUCUAAGAUACUUUGGCGUACAGUCUGAACUUUAAUAUAGCUGAGUAUAGCUGAGUUGGAGGAAGUCUCAUGAGAUCCUUGGUAUGGUCAACUUUCUAGUGGAUGUAGGUAACCCCUAGACAGCCCUGAGGCAAGAGAAGACAGAAAUUGUUGGUUGAAGGAGCAUUUGCUGCUAGCAUUUUGGGUGUUUCUAUAGGUGUUUCUAUGGGUGUUUCUAUCUAUUUUCAACUGUUUGUUCUGGUUUUUUGUAUGUUGAUCUCCUUUCUGUGCUUCUUGUUUUUAUUAUUUCUUUUCUCUCUCUUUCCACCAUUAUCAUGUUUUUUUUUUUUAAAUAUUUUGGCGUGGAUGUUACUUGCAUCUUUUGAAGGUCUGUAAUAGCAUAAUUUCAUUUGUAAAAAGGUUGAAUAGCCAUUUAUGUCAAGCAAUCUUCCAUGUAUUCUCUGUCCGAAUUUCGGUAACUGCUUCACACCAAGGUGUUCCUCUGACUGUAAAAUAGCUACGAGAUCCUACUUUGCAUGACCCUUUUUCCGUAAUACGGCCAAAGUGUGAAAUCAUUAACUGUUUUUUAAGAAGUAGAAACCUCAGGUGUCAGGUUAGCAAGCUAUUUACCAUUUAUUAGGUUAAUGAUAUGAUAUUAUUUUCUCUUGUUACACCUGCAUAAUUAUAGCUUGAUAUGAUAUUAUUUACUGCUUUAUUGAUUAUUUUAUUAUUUUACCAACUAGACAUGCAUCACUUCUGGUUUGUUUACCUUCAUCAGGUUGAUCGAGGCUAAGGCAGUAGUUUUUGAAUGCGGCCCCAGUUGUAGUUGCCAGCCUGGUUGUGCCAAUCGGAUAUCUCAGCAGGGAUUGAAGUAUCAUCUCGAGGUCUUAUGCUUUUUGUUAUAUUAAAUUCUCUUUCCCAGUGGAUGAAGCACAUUUGCUUCAUGCUCGUGUUGAUCUGUAUAGUCACUCUGGACAGGUUUUCAGAACUCUGGACAAGGGAUGGGCAGUUAGAUCGUGGGACACCAUUCCUUCUGGUGCACCAGUCUGUGAGUACACAGGGAUAAUUAGAAGGACCGAUGACAUGGAGAACGUGUCCGAAAACAAUUUUAUAUUCGAAAUUGAUUGUCUGCAGACAAUGAAGGGUCUUGACGGAAGAGAGGUGAUUUAUAUUCGUGCUUUGAUAAUGUUGUGCAAGCCAUUUAAUUGCUUUUGUAUUUUGACAUUAAGGUUGGAAAGUUACUGGGAUGAAAUAACUUGUAUACCAUGGCAUCAUCAAACUAUUUUUGGAUUUCUAAAUCGUGAUGCACUGUGUAGGGAAUUCACACCGUGAUGAUGGUCAUCACAGGAAUUUGUAGCUGUUAGGAUUUCUAGGUCAUGUUACCUAAUGUAUGGGAAUUCACACCAUGAUGAUGAUCAUCACGGGAACUUGUUGCUUGAGGGUAUACUGGGAGAGAUCUUGCAGGGUUCUCUCCCUAUUUAAGGGGUGACAAACGUCAAUGAAAAAUAAGAUGGUUUCCGGCUCCUCCCCUCUGUCCUCUGAAACAGAGGAAAGUUACUCUUCACACCGUCCAUUUCCCUCCCUUCGUUUCAACAGCCUUGUAUACCAUGGCAUCAUCAAACUAAAAUCAGUCAUUUAUUCCUGAAAUGUAGAGCAAGGCUGGUAAAGUUUAAAGGUCUUUAUUAGGCCUUUGGACCAGCAGCAGCUCUGGCACCAGUGGGUGCCCAUUGAUCAUAUUGAGACAUUUAUCACCCACAAAGCAUUCUCAAUUUGCUGGAUCUCCACAAGAAAAAAGAGGGUUUAAAUCAUUGAUAUCCUUUAAAUUCUUAUUAGCCACCCACGAAAAUGACUCAAUCAAUGAGCGCAAGGGUGCAUUUCCAGUCCUUAAUUGCCAAGGAUCGGUAUAAUUUUGCGCUGUGUAUAAAAUUAAGGCAGCCUGUAGCUGUGGUACUCUGUUCUCUUGCCAUAGUCUGUUAUUCCACUGUUCCUUGCAUCCAUUUCACCUGUUAGGCGUAGCCAGUGUCUUCAGUGGCUCCCUAUUUAGCGCCACGCAUAGUUCCUUGGUCACUGCUAGUUUGAUCAGGGAAACCAUUGAAACAUAGUCUGCUAAUAAUGAUGCCUGUGGAUUCUAUCAGAAAAAAAAUCAUUGGGAACAAAAGCAGACUGGGAGAGCUCUCUAUUGGCCCAAAAUCAUAUAGAAAAAUUGUAACGGGGCACUUGUCUUUUUUGAAGCUGUUACCAAUAAUAUUACAAUAAGAAUGUAAGAGUGGAGAUAAUCCUCCUUUUGGGAUGGUCGUCUUGGAUUGGUGGCAGAUAUUCUGAGUUUCUCAAAUAAACUUUGCAUUUUCCUUUUUUAUGCAUUUAGUUUUCUUCCAGUUUCUUUGUCAGAAGUACCGUUUUUUUGUUGUGGUGUUUCUAGUACUUAAUGUACUAGGGUGUCUAUCUGAUUUCCAGAAACGGCCUGGAGAUGUCUCAUUUAUCAUGGACGUUGAUGAGAAGAAGCUAGAAAACCCAGAGUUCUGUAUAGAUGCUGGCUCCAUCGGCAAUGUUGCCAGGUUCAUCAACCACAGCUGCGAACCCAAUCUCUUUGUCCAGUGCAUCCUCAGCUGGCAUCAUGACAUCAGAUUAGCCAAGAUAAUGCUGUUUGCCGCGGACACGAUAUCCCCUUUACAGGUGAGCAUCCUCUUACAUCCUCUCUCUCUCAGCUGCACACCAGAGCAUGCUUCUGUGUGCCAUCCAUCUAUCAUUAAUCAGUUCUGAUACAGCUAUUUUUUUCCCAAAAUCAUGUUUGUGAGUGUUGCUUGAAAAGAUAAAGAAUGUGAUUCGUUCGCCCGCCCUGUGAGAACACACCUUGCUGUCUCUUUUUAGUUGGACAACAAUUACGCAUCUGUUGCUUCAUGCUAUGUAAUAUGGGCGUCUAGACCUUGCAUUUUUACAAAAACUGCUGCACUUUAUGUAUGCCAUGUUUCUAAAAUGAAAAAGCAGGCACCCAUUCUAAGGUAGGUAGCGUGACGACCGACGAUUGACCGCCUAAACAUUGUGAGAAAGUAAAGAGAAUAUGAGAUGUUUGUAUGACUAAUCAGAGGAGCUUCAAUCAAGGAAACAGAAGCCAUCAUUGUUCAGAUAUGAGGACCAGUGCUUUCAGCAUUGCUCGUGGACACGGGUGGGGCAGAUUAUCAUGCUUCUAAUGAAGCAGCACCAGCUUCAGAGAGCCGGAGUGCUGAUGCCAGUCGGUCGCUGCUGUGUACUUCGCUCUCGAUGUCGAAGUAUCAUGGCACAUGCCACAUCUCUCUAUCUUGUAAUCCGUCUCUGAUAAUUGCCGGCCCUCGUUGCAGGAGCUCACCUACGACUAUGGGUACGCCCUGGACAGCGUCGUGGGACCCGACGGGAGGAUAAAGCAGAUGGAGUGCCGCUGUGGGGCCGCAGAGUGCAGAGGGCGCCUGUACUAA
Messenger RNA from Spirodela intermedia, 33586 nucleotides. The record is from the annotation of a GenBank genome assembly. Lineage: Eukaryota; Viridiplantae; Streptophyta; Magnoliopsida; Alismatales; Araceae.